Molecule: messenger RNA, 1618 nt
Organism: Olea europaea var. sylvestris
Lineage: Eukaryota; Viridiplantae; Streptophyta; Magnoliopsida; Lamiales; Oleaceae
Product: mannan endo-1,4-beta-mannosidase 7
Exons: 5
Coding region: 58-1341 (427 amino acids)
Molecular function (GO): hydrolase activity, hydrolyzing O-glycosyl compounds
Source: RefSeq, a predicted model, not a curated record
AUCUCUGCCUUAAAGAUUACAUUUCAAAAAAACAAAAAGAAAGAAAGAAAGAAAAAGAUGAAACAUUUGGCUGUGGCACUAAUUCUGUUUCUGUUUGUGUAUCAAAAAUGCUGUGCAGGUGCAGGAGAUGGGUUCAUAAGAACCAGAGGAAUCCAUUUCAUGUUAAAUGGCAGUCCUUUUUAUGCAAAUGGAUUCAAUGCUUAUUGGCUAAUGUAUGUGGCUUCUGAUCCUUCUCAGAGACACAAAGUCUCCACUGCAUUUCAACAAGCUUCAAGCCAUGGCCUCACUGUUGCAAGAACUUGGGCUUUCAGUGAUGGUGGAUAUAAACCUUUACAGUAUGCUCCUGGCUCUUAUAAUGAGCAAAUGUUCAAGGGGUUGGAUUUUGUCAUAGCUGAAGCUAGAAGAUAUGGGAUCAAGCUUGUAUUAAGCUUGGCAAAUAAUUAUGAAAACUUAGGGGGGAAGAAACAGUAUGUAAACUGGGCUAGAAGUGCAGGCCAGUAUCUGACUUCUGAUGAUGAUUUCUUCAGAAAUCCUGUGGUUAAGGGAUAUUACAAGAACCAUAUCAGGACAAUUCUUAACAGAUUCAACAAAUUUACUGGAAUACUUUACAAGAAUGACCCAACAAUUAUGGCCUGGGAGCUGAUGAAUGAGCCAAGAUGUACCUCAGAUCCAUCAGGAAGAACCAUUCAGGCCUGGAUAAUGGAAAUGGCCUCUUACGUGAAGUCCAUAGACAGAGCUCAUAUGCUGGAAGCUGGUUUAGAAGGAUUCUAUGGACAAUCAUCUCCUCAGAGGUUGAACCGUAAUCCUAGUUUUAACAUAGGUACUGAUUUCAUUGCAAAUAAUCGGAUUCCGGGGAUCGAUUUUGCUACAGUUCACUCCUAUCCAGAUCAAUGGCUAUCGAGCUCAAACAAUGAGAAUCAACUUUCUUUUCUUAACAAUUGGCUUGAUGGACACAUUCAAGAUGCUCAAUUUGUUCUCAGCAAGCCUAUACUUAUUACAGAAUUUGGAAAAUCUUUGAAAGAUCCUGGCUUCAGCUCCUACCAAAGAGACAUGUUAUUCAAUACUGUCUACUACAAGAUUUAUGCAUCUGCCAGGCACGGUGGAGCAGCUGCUGGUGGCCUCUUCUGGCAGCUUCUUACCGAGGGCAUGGACUCUUUUAGGGAUGGAUACGAAAUAGUCCUCAGUGAGAAUUCCUCGACUGCAAAUGUGAUAUCUCAACAAGCUCAUAAACUCGAUCAAAUUCGGAAAAUAUUUGCAAGGAUGAGAAAUUUUGAAAUGUGGAGGAGGGCAAGAAGGGCUCAAAGGUUGGCUAGAAAUAGAGGGAAGCCUAUUGGGAAAUGAUGGGAAACUAGUCUCUCUUAGAGAUGGAUGGUGUUCGUCCAAGAGGGUGGGGCUAGCAAGGUUUAAUAGAUGAUCAACAUAAUUAAUAUUUGAAGUUUAAAGUCUGAUUGAAUUUGAGGAAGUUUUUAGUGUUCAUUCUGAUCUUAUACAAUUAUCACUUAUAUUUGAAUGUAAUGAAGUUUGUUAAGCAUGAAUUGGAUUUUGUCAUACAUUAUGAGUAAAACAUGGGCUCCUCGAGAACACUUUGUGUAUGUAUCAAAUUAUAUUUCGUAUUUUA